UGCCGUCCUUCCGGAAGUUAUUGCUGGGCUGCCGGAAGAAGGCAGGGAACCCGGAAGUAAACAUUACGGGUUCGCUUCGUUCGUGGCGGAUGGUUUUGGCGUGGUCUGUGCCGGGACUGGAGGAAGCCAGUUCAUCAUGUCGGCGGCAGCUGUAGAUACGGUUAAUGCCACCCCCCUGUCGGGGUCAAAAGAGAUGAGUUUGGAGGAGCCAAAGAAGAUGACCAGAGAAGACUGGAGGAAAAAGAAGGAGCUAGAAGAACAGAGAAAACUGGGCAAUGCCCCUGCAGAAGUUGACGAAGAGGGGAAAGAUAUCAACCCUCAUAUUCCUCAGUACAUUUCUUCGGUUCCAUGGUACAUUGAUCCAUCAAAGAGACCCACUUUAAAGCAUCAGAGACCACAGCCAGAGAAACAGAAGCAAUUCAGUUCCUCUGGGGAAUGGUACAAGAGAGGUGUAAAGGAGAAUUCUAUAACUACCAAAUACCGAAAGGGGGCAUGUGAAAAUUGUGGGGCCAUGACACACAAGAAGAAAGAUUGCUUCGAGAGGCCACGGCGGGUUGGAGCUAAAUUCACAGGCACUGACAUCGCUCCAGAUGAGCACAUCCAGCCUCAGCUGAUGUUUGACUAUGACGGGAAGAGAGACCGAUGGAACGGCUACAAUCCAGAAGAGCACAUGAAAAUCGUUGAGGAGUACGCCAAAGUUGACCUGGCAAAACGAACAUUGAAAGCUCAGAAACUGCAAGAAGAGUUAGCCUCCGGAAAAUUAGUGGAACAAGCCAAUUCUCCAAAACAUCAGUGGGGAGAAGAGGAACCCAAUUCUCAGAUGGAAAAGGAUCAUAACAGUGAAGAUGAAGAUGAAGAUAAAUACGCGGAUGACAUUGACAUGCCCGGGCAGAAUUUUGACUCUAAGAGACGCAUUACUGUUCGGAAUCUCAGGAUUCGCGAAGAUAUUGCAAAAUAUUUGAGAAACUUAGAUCCAAAUUCUGCCUAUUAUGAUCCAAAAACUAGAGCCAUGAGAGAGAAUCCUUAUGCCAAUGCCGGAAAGAAUCCAGAUGAAGUGAGUUACGCUGGAGAUAACUUUGUUAGAUACACAGGAGAUACCAUUUCAAUGGCUCAAACACAGUUGUUUGCUUGGGAAGCCUAUGACAAGGGAUCUGAAGUGCAUCUCCAGGCCGAUCCUACAAAACUAGAGCUGCUGUAUAAGUCCUUCAAAGUCAAAAAAGAAGACUUCAAGGAGCAGCAGAAAGAAAGCAUCUUGGAAAAGUAUGGUGGCCAAGAACACUUGGAUGCUCCUCCAGCUGAGCUGCUGCUGGCCCAGACAGAAGACUAUGUGGAGUACUCCAGGCAUGGAACAGUCAUUAAAGGCCAGGAGCGGGCUGUCGCCUGCUCCAAGUAUGAGGAAGAUGUGAAGAUCCAUAACCACACGCACAUCUGGGGAUCUUACUGGAAAGAAGGCCGGUGGGGAUAUAAAUGUUGUCACUCAUUUUUCAAGUAUUCCUAUUGCACUGGAGAAGCUGGGAAGGAGAGUGUUAAUUCGGAGGAGUGUAUUCUAAAUGAUGCAACUGGAGAAGAUUCUGUGAAGAAACCUCAGACCCUCAUGGAGCUGCAUCAGGAAAAACUAAAAGAAGAGAAGAAGAAGAAAAAGAAGAAGAAGAAACACCGGAAGAGCAGUUCCGACAGCGAUGACGAGGACAGAAAGCACGAGAAACUGAAAAAGGCACUGAAUGCAGAGGAGGCCCGCCUUCUUCAUGUCAAGGAGAUCAUGCAGAUUGAUGAGCGGAAGCGGCCUUACAACAGCAUCUAUGAAAGCCGGGAGCCCACUGAAGAAGAAAUGGAGGCCUACAGAAUGAAACGACAGAGGCCAGAUGACCCCAUGGCCUCUUUCCUGGGACAGUAGUAACUAGUUAGGAUCGAGUCCAUACACAGCAUGUUCAUUCCAGCUCCUGCUGACUAUAGAUAGGAAACCUCGUCUGUCUUUGUUGCAGCCUGGCAUUAAUAAAGUUUUCAGAAGUCUGAAAUCAUUCUCCACAGUAAAGAAACAAAGCAAGCCAGAAAGAGCAUACAGUUGUGGGUUAAGGUUAAAAUCAUGCAUUCUAAUUAGAUUUGGAAGAGACUUUGGCUGUCUUCCCCUCAAGAGCGUCUUGCAGAGCCUGGCACCUAAGAGUGGUGAAGGCAGGGGAUCCAGAGUUCAAGGUCAGCCGAGUGUGGUGGUACACACCUGCAAUCCUAGCACUCAGGAGAUUGUGCAAGAGCCACCCUUAGCUACAUACCUAGCUUGAGACCAGCCUGCAUUACACGAGGCUUUGUCUCAAAAGUCUGUGACUGUCCUAGGCUACAAAGCAAGUUGGUCUCAAAUUUAAGAAAAAAAUAAGCCAUCUGUUCCAUAGUUAGCUCUCUGUGUGCAGUCUUCUGGUCUCGUGAUUAUAGCAGCACCAUGUUGGAGGUAGGUCCUCGCUCUUACAGCCAAAGCUCCAGUUCUUGUUAACAGCAAUUCCAGUAGUGACAUCACUAAUAACUCAAUAAUUGCAGUUCUUUUAUAGGAUUCAGUUUUGCCUUCUAAGAUUUUGUUGGUUUUAAAAAACAAAUAUUCUGCCGGGCGGUGGUGGCACACGCCUUUAAUCCCAGCACUCGGGAGGCAGAGCCAGGUGGAUCUCUGUGAGUUCGAGGCCAGCCUGAGCUACCAAGUGAGUCCCAGGAAAGGCGCAAAGCUACACAGAGAAACCCUGUCUCGAAAAACCAAAAAAAACAAAAACAAAAAAAAAAAAACAAAACAAAUAUUCUAUCUCCAUCUGCAUCACCAGAAGGAAUUCUGCAAAGCAUGUAAAUAUCUGUGUCCCCAUAAUCUGAAUAAUAAAUCUAUUUUUCACUUGGUUGUUAAAUUUUGGGGUUUCGUGCAUUUCCUUGUACCUUACAUCUAAAAUGCUUAGCUUUUGAAUGGUCAGCAUUGACUGCUUCAGACUUACUUUGCUGAACAUGAAUUUUUAGACCUAGAACUCCCUUCUUUUAUGAUAGGAGAUGUGGUUUUUACUACUCUACGUCAUUCAAUUCUAGUCUUCAUAACAGUUACAGAAGAUCAGACAUCUAGUUACCUAGUCUGCAUACCCAGCAGGUAUCACUUGAUAAAAUUUGAAGAGCAGAGCCGGGCGGUGGUGGCGCACGCCUUUAAUCCCAGCACUCGGGAGGCAGAGCCAGACGGAUCUCUGAGUUCGAGGCCAGCCUGGGCUACCAAGUGAGUUCCAGGAAAGGCGCAAAGCUACACAGAGAAACCCUGUCUCGAAAAACCAAAAAAAAAAAAUUUGAAGAGCAGAAAAACUUGAAGCUGAAGGUUCUUCAAAGCCAUGUUAAAGAUAGCUUCCUGGCAGAGGAAAAGCAACUGAAUCAGAUUAUCAAAUACCCGGCUGUCCAUGGUGUCAGUCCUCAGACUGAGACUGAAACCACAAUGCAGCCUUGGGGAAUUCACUCAGUCCGAGAAGGGCUUCCUUGCAAGCCCCAGGAUGUGAGUUUGAGCUCCAGGGCCCACAUAAAAGAGAGAGAAAGCAGUCCAGCCAGAUACAGUGGUGGUGCUUGUAAUCCCAGGCCCGGAGAGGCAGACAGACAGAUGGCCAGCCAGCCCAGCCAAAUCUGCAAGUACCAGGCCAGUGAGCAGCAUCCGAGGAACAGGUUGUGUGACCUCUACACACAUGCCAUGAUCGUGUAUCCGCAGAAAUACACAAAACUAUAAUGCAAAUAGAUCUCUGAUCAUAAAGGCCAAAAUUGUGUUCUAUCCCUGCCUCAGCAUGGGUGGUUUAACAGUCGGUCCUUGGUGUCUGUUUUGUGUAUUGCUUUGUUAAUAAAGAUGAGAAACCUG
Messenger RNA from Peromyscus californicus insignis, 3844 nucleotides. It is a transcript of the gene Slu7, whose product is annotated as SLU7 homolog, splicing factor. Gene Ontology annotation, biological process: mRNA splicing, via spliceosome. The coding region runs from base 137 to 1894 and encodes 585 amino acids. Gene Ontology annotation, molecular function: pre-mRNA 3'-splice site binding. Gene Ontology annotation, cellular component: spliceosomal complex. NCBI's taxonomy places the organism in Eukaryota, Metazoa, Chordata, Mammalia, Rodentia, Cricetidae. The record is from RefSeq and is a predicted model, not a curated record. The transcript is spliced from 16 exons.